Vicia villosa (hairy vetch) is the source of this 507-nucleotide messenger RNA. RefSeq lists its product as uncharacterized. Bases 1 to 507 code for a protein of 168 amino acids. Lineage: Eukaryota; Viridiplantae; Streptophyta; Magnoliopsida; Fabales; Fabaceae. The transcript has a single exon. The record is from RefSeq and is a predicted model, not a curated record.
AUGGACUCCCCGUCACUUCAGAAGCAGCUGGCGUGCGACAGUGCCGCCGUGAUGAGGGUUUUGGGAAUGGCUCAGGUGUUAGCCGCUGGUGGUUCGGGCUCGGCCGAGGCCGUGAAGAAGGCAGAAGCGGCUAAGAAGGUUGCCGAGGAGAAGAUGAAAGUCAUGGAGACGGACCGCAAGGAGCUGAAGAAGAAGAUCGACUUGGCUCUGAAGCAGAGGGACGGGGAGAUUGCGGAGUUGAAGAAAAAGCUUGCCGACUCUGAGCUUAAGUGGGCUUCUUCGGCAGAUGAGUCGCCGGAUGUGGCUGCUCUGCAAUCCAGGGCUGAGUUUGUGGAGAAAGUGGACGGCCUGAAGAUAAGCUUGGCCGACAUGGCUGAAGUUGGGUUCGAACGCGCCGUUCAUCAGUUGAGGCUUCUGAACCCCGGCCUGAAGGAGGACAACAUCGGCCUUUCUUCGAAGAUUGUGGACGGUGUGCUGGUGCCCGAGUCCCCUGAGAGUGACGAGUAG